Mangifera indica (mango) is the source of this 1758-nucleotide messenger RNA. RefSeq names its product beta-glucosidase 42. The coding region runs from base 16 to 1611 and encodes 531 amino acids. NCBI's taxonomy places the organism in Eukaryota, Viridiplantae, Streptophyta, Magnoliopsida, Sapindales, Anacardiaceae. The record is from RefSeq and is a predicted model, not a curated record. Gene Ontology annotation, biological process: cellulose catabolic process. The transcript has 13 exons. Gene Ontology annotation, molecular function: beta-glucosidase activity.
GCUUUAACAACCGCCAUGGCAUUGUCAAUGCCAUUUACAACUGCCAGGUUCUAUAUAAUCUAUACAUGGCGAAUGAAUGAACUGUAUGUAAUUCAGUCUCAUUGCUUUCCCUUUCAUUCUCUUGUUAAAAUGGUGAAGAAAGAUGAGUUCUUGAAGCAAAACGGCCAUCAUGAAUCCAACAAUAAACAAGUCACUCGCUCUGACUUCCCUCCUGAUUUUGUCUUUGGAGUUGCCACCUCUGCUUAUCAGAUUGAAGGAGCCUGCAAGGAUGGUAGUAGGGGUGCAAGUAUAUGGGAUGCUUUCACACAUACUGAAGGAAAAAUUAUUGACAAAAGCAGUGGUGAUGUUGCAGUGGAUCAUUAUCAUCGAUACAAGGAAGAUAUCGACCUCAUAGCAACAUUGGGAUUUGAUGCGUAUCGGUUUUCUAUAUCAUGGUCUCGUAUCUUCCCUGAUGGCUUAGGAACCAAAGUCAAUGAGGAAGGGAUCGCUUUCUACAACAAUAUCAUUGAUGCUCUUCUUCAAAAGGGUAUUAAGCCUUUUAUAACUUUGUACCAUUGGGAUCUUCCAUUACAUCUUCAUGAGUCAAUGGGAGGAUGGUUAAAUAAGGACAUUGUGAAAUAUUUUUCAAUUUAUGCAGAUACUUGCUUUGCACAUUUCGGUGAUAGAGUAAAGGACUGGAUUACAAUUAAUGAACCCCUUCAGACUGCAGUUAAUGGAUAUGAUGUUGGGAUAUUUGCUCCAGGAAGAAGUCAAAAUUCAUCAACAGAGCCAUAUUUGGCUGCACACCACCAGAUCUUAGCCCAUGCAACAGCAUUUUCAAUAUAUCAAACCAAGUACAAGGACAAGCAAGGGGGGAAAGUAGGUUUGGUUGUAGACUGUGAAUGGGCAGAAGCUAAUUCUGAUAAAAUUGAAGAUCUAUCUGCAGCAGCAAGGCGCCUUGAUUUUCAGCUUGGAUGGUACCUGCAUCCAAUGUAUUAUGGGGACUAUCCCGAAGUUUUGCAUAAAAGACUGGGUGAUCGGCUUCCUGAGUUCACAAAGGAAGAAAAGAAGUUGCUUAAGAAUGCCUUGGACUUUGUUGGCCUGAACCAUUAUACCUCCAGGUUCAUUGCUCAUUCAACUAGUCCUGAAGAAGGUGACUAUUAUAAAGCACAAGAGAUGGAGAGAACCGUUGAAUGGGAAGGGGGUGAAAUAAUUGGUGAGAAGGCAGCAUCAGAAUGGCUCUAUGUUGUUCCGUGGGGCAUUCGGAAGGUUCUUAAUUACAUAGCAAAAACAUACAAUAAUCCCCCAAUUUAUGUCACUGAAAACGGUAUGGACGAUGAAGACAAUGACACAUCCCCACUCCAUGAAAUGCUGGAUGACAAGUUGAGAGUUCGGUACUAUAGGGAAUACAUAGCUGCAGUUUCUCAGGCAAUUAAGGAUGGCACGGACGUGAGGGGAUACUUUGCGUGGUCGUUGUUAGACAACUUUGAGUGGGCCCAAGGUUAUACGAAACGUUUCGGAUUAGUUUAUGUCGAUUACAAGAAUGGCCUUGCCAGGCACCCCAAAUCUUCAGCUUACUGGUUCUUGCGCUUCUUGAAAGGCGGUGAAGAGAAGAGUGGCAAAGAAGAGUAAUUGACAAUGCUUAAAAUAUAUAGCUAGUCACCUUGCUGAAUAAUUUGUCUUGACCAAACAAAGCCUAUGAAGUUUCUUAGGUUGCUUAAUGUUGUAUCUAGUGACCUUGUGUUUAAUGACAUUUUAAGCAUAGCUAUUAGUAUCUUA